This is a messenger RNA of Caenorhabditis briggsae, 615 nucleotides long. Gene Ontology annotation, biological process: NAD+ biosynthetic process. The transcript has 3 exons. Lineage: Eukaryota; Metazoa; Nematoda; Chromadorea; Rhabditida; Rhabditidae. Bases 1 to 615 code for a protein of 204 amino acids. Gene Ontology annotation, molecular function: ATP binding; nicotinate-nucleotide adenylyltransferase activity; ATP-dependent protein folding chaperone. The record is from RefSeq and is a predicted model, not a curated record.
AUGAUCGAUUUCAGAGAAUGGUCAUCAGGUGUUAAUAUAUCUUCAAGCAGAUCGAUUGGAAUCGAUUUGGGAACUACAAACUCAUGUGUUGGGGUUUAUCAGAAUGGAAAGAUCGAAAUCAUUGCAAAUUUCGAAGGAAACCGAACCACACCAUCCUAUGUGGCAUUCAAUGAAACUGAACGACUUAUUGGUGACGCUGCCAAGGAUCAAGCGUCUCGUAAUCCAGAAAACACAGUUUCCAACGCGAAAUUCGGCUCGGACGUUGGACUAAUGCUUGUGGUCGGUGGAGACGUCGUCGACUCCUUCACCCGUAUCCUUCCAGAUGGUUCGAAUCUUUGGAAAUCCGCCGAUAUCAUUAAAAUUAUCACGGAAUUCGGUUUAUUAGUCCUAUCCCGGGACCAGUCCCAUCCAAUGGCCACAAUAGAAAAAAUGUCUGAAAUUCCCAAAAAUUUGGCUGAAAAAAUCGAGAUGAUCGUAGAUGAUGUGUGUCCUGUGUCGGCAGUCAGUUCGACACGACUUCGAGCGGCGAUUUCCGCGAAAAAAUCGAUAAAAUAUGCGACGCCGGAUGAGGUUAUCGAUUAUAUACGGAUCAAUGAUUUGUAUCGAUCUUCUUGA